This is a messenger RNA of Lathyrus sativus (Indian pea), 1773 nucleotides long. The record is from the annotation of a GenBank genome assembly. NCBI's taxonomy places the organism in Eukaryota, Viridiplantae, Streptophyta, Magnoliopsida, Fabales, Fabaceae.
AUGGGACUCUGUCAUGGAAAACCCGUUGAAGAACGACAAAUUUCAACCUCCGCAAACGAUGAGAUUCUUCAACUUCCACCGCCACCACCUCUAGCAACCUCAAUUCAUCAUGCAUCCACUAAAUCAUCCUCAAAGUUUCCCUUUUUCAGUCCUAGUCCGUUACCCAGUUUCUUCAAACACUCGCCGGCAAAUUCUACUUCCAAUUCGAAUUCGAGUGUCAGUUCGACUCCGCUUCGGAUCUUUAAGCGGCCUUUUCCUCCUCCGUCUCCGGCCAAGCACAUUCGGGCUCUGCUUGCUAAAAGACAUGGCUCUGUGAAGCCUAAUGAGGCUACGAUACCGGAAGGGAGUGAGUGUGAAGUUGGGUUGGAUAAGAGUUUUGGAUUUUCCAAGCAGUUUGGGAGUAAUUUUGAGAUUGGUCAAGAAGUGGGGCGUGGACAUUUUGGGUAUACUUGUUAUGCUAAGGGUAAAAAAGGAAGCUUUAAGGGUCUUGAUGUUGCUGUUAAAGUCAUUCCUAAAUCUAAGAUGACGACAGCGAUUGCGAUAGAGGAUGUAAGAAGAGAAGUGAAGAUAUUGCGAGCUUUGACUGGUCAUAAGAAUCUGGUACAAUUCUAUGAAGCCUAUGAAGACGAUGAAAAUGUUUAUGUAGUUAUGGAAUUAUGCAAAGGAGGUGAAUUGCUAGAUAAGAUUCUUUCCAGGGGUGGAAAGUACUCAGAAGAGGAUGCUAGAGUUGUUUUGAUUCAGAUAUUAAGUGUAGUAGCUUACUGUCAUCUACAGGGUGUUGUCCACCGUGAUCUCAAGCCAGAGAAUUUCCUUUUUAGUUCCGAGGAUGAAAAUUCGACACUGAAGGCAAUUGACUUUGGACUCUCUGACUAUGUAAAGCCAGAUGAGAGAUUGAAUGAUAUUGUUGGAAGUGCAUAUUAUGUUGCCCCUGAAGUUUUGCAUAGAUCUUAUGGAACAGAAGCAGAUAUGUGGAGCAUUGGUGUAAUUGCUUAUAUCCUGUUAUGCGGAAGUCGACCUUUUUGGGCCAGGACAGAAUCUGGCAUAUUUCGGACUGUACUUAAGGCAGAUCCAAGUUUUGACGAAGCUCCUUGGCCUUCUUUAUCGGCUGAUGCAAAAGAUUUUGUAAAGAGGUUGCUGAAUAAAGAUUUUCGUAAAAGAUUAACGGCAUCUCAGGCUCUCAGUCAUCCAUGGCUGGUAAAUCACUUAGAGGAUAGAAAGAUUCCGUUUGAUAUGGUAAUCCACAAGAACAUCAAAGCUUACAUAGGCUCAUCUUCUCUACGCAAAUCAGCAUUAGGGGCUAUUGCGAAGACAUUGACAUUAGUGCAGCUAGCGUAUCUCAAAGAACAAUUUACUAUUUUAGGGCCAAACAAAAGUGGGCUCAUCUCUAUGCAGAACUUCAAGACGGCUAUUUUAAGGAGCGCCACUGAUGCCUCGAAGGAUUCGCGGGUCUUAGAUUAUGUGAACAUGGUUAGCUCAAUCCAAUAUCGAAAAUUAGAUUUUGAGGAAUUUUGUGCUGCGGCUAUAAGUGUCCAUCAACUGGAGGGAAUGGAAGCUUGGGAGCGACAUGCAAGGCGUGCCUACGAUAUUUUUGAGAAGGAUGGGAAUAGACCAAUUAUGAUCGAAGAGCUUGCCUCGGAACUUGGACUUGGCCCCUCAGUACCUAUUCAUACAGUACUCCAAGAUUGGAUAAGACACUUCGACGGAAAGCUUAGUUUCUUAGGGUUUGUCAGACUCCUGCACGGAGUUUCAACUCGCGGACUUCACAAGGCUUGA